Molecule: messenger RNA, 1649 nt
Organism: Seminavis robusta
Lineage: Eukaryota; Bacillariophyta; Bacillariophyceae; Naviculales; Naviculaceae
Source: the annotation of a GenBank genome assembly
UCAGACGAAAAGCAUUCCGUAAAAAAGCCACAUCAUUCCUUUGUUUGUUCUGAGGGCUCGAGGCAUUGCAGCCACAGCAGUCCAAUAAAAUUCAGUGUCACAACACGAUCAAUACGGCAAUAGCCAAAGAGCAAAGACAUAUCCAAACCAGGACGACGAUGCCCCGACGAGGUCCUUCCCUGCAAAAGCUCCUUUCUCGACGACAGCUCAAUGAGCAACAGUUAGAAAAGGUGGCAUCAGCACUUUUGGAAGGUAGCAAGAGCAGUACUCGACCACGCUAUGUCAAGGGCACCCACAAUGGUCGGUUUUUUCGAAUCAAGCUCCACCCCGAGCCAACACACUCCAAACCUUCCCAUUUGCCGCAGUUACCCCCGUCGGGUGGACCCUUUCCCCAUGGAUUCAAAACCGUCCUCCACAAUACAAAACCACACUCUGCGCCGAAUAAUAAAAACCAAAAAGCCGAAUCUGUGGUGGAGGAUUAUUGGCAGUUUGUCAAGGAAUGGAUGAAAGAGAAUUGGCCUACGGUGGUCCUGAACAUGGGAUCCGUGGCGACACUUAUUGGCUUUACCCGAUCCGAUGUCCUGGAACUACGCAUGCUCUCGGUGACGGGUUCGACGGCCAAUGUCAUUUAUAACUUUACACUGUCACCCACUCGGUAUCUGCCCGUUUGUUGGUCGGCAUUGUUUGCCACGGUGAAUGGAUUCAAGAUUCGAGAAAUUCUACAAGAACGACAUUCCGAGGUCCACAUGACACCCGAGCAAGAAGAUACCUACAUUCAGUUCUUCCUGCCACAUGGCAUUACGCCACGACAAUAUCAGGUUUUGGAAGAAUCCGCCGAGCAAGUUGUCGUCCCCAAGGGAAGUGCCAUUAUUCGACAAGGAGACGAAAUGGACUAUGUUUGUCUGGUGGUCAGUGGGUCCACUCGAGCGUCCAUUUCCGGACGUCGCUUGACGGCGGCGUCGGCCGUCUCACCCUCCUCCCUCGAGGAGGAAAAAGCGGGAGGCAAUUCGGGUGCUUGGAUUGGUGAAAUGGCAUUUCUCGAAACCUAUUGGACCAAAGAACAGCAAAGGAAACGCAUUAAUAAUACUAAGAAUCCCUCCACCAAGAACGAUGCUGCCGAAACCGACAAGAGCGCCGAAAACGUGGAUGAACCGACAAAAGCCAAAGAAGCCACGGCCAAUGCCACCAACGACACAGCAACCACCAAGCCACCACCGCCACCAGAAUCGAAACCAAAAGUGUCCAACAAGCCCGUGAAUCGGUAUACGAUUGUUGCAGUGGAGGACUGCCUCGUUUGGAGAUGGAAAUUCGAACAAGUCGAAGCCAUGAUGUCUAAGAGCACCGACUUUCGGGCCGCGCUUUCUAGAGCCAUGACCAGUGCCAUUGUAUCCAAAGUUAUCAACUUUACCGUCGGCAAAUCAACGGCGCUUCCCACCUGGUCCACCUGGCUGGAUGAUUGGAGGUACAAUGCCGGGGCUAGGGUUAAUGUCAAGACGGAAGAGCUGGCUCCUCCCGAGCAAGACAAACCAUCUGAGACCGAGAAUAAAGUGGAAGCUGCAAUUGCUUCGAGCACGUAGAAAGUUUAGAAGAUCAACACAACUAAAUAGAUUCAUCCUAUAUAUAUUAUAGAGAGCCAGUCAUUUUUCGAG